Messenger RNA from Trichomonas vaginalis G3, 910 nucleotides. RefSeq names its product ribonuclease inhibitor domain-containing protein. The transcript has a single exon. The record is from RefSeq and is a predicted model, not a curated record. Lineage: Eukaryota; Parabasalia; Trichomonadida; Trichomonadidae. The annotation marks the transcript as partial.
AAUUAUGCAUUUAAGAAAUGUAAAGAUUCAAUAACAUCACUUAGAUUCGACAAAAAUAGUCAAAUUGCAAAAAUUGGAGAAUAUAGUUUUAAGAAUACAGCUCUUGAAAAAGCAGAUCUCGGUGAAUGCAAAGUGCUUAAGAUUAUCAAUGCGCAUGUCUUUGAAAACUGCAAAAACUUGAAAACAGUUAUACUUCCACCAAAUCUUGAAAGAAUUGGAAUAUCUUGCUUUUCUUACGAUCCAAAUCUAACAUCAUUAGAUUUACCGGAUUCUGUAUAUCUUAUUUCUGGCUUGGCGUUUUACUUUAGUGGCUUAACAAUAAUAAAUAUUUCAUCGAAUUCUAGCUUACAAAAAUUAAAUCAAGAAUGCUUUAAAAGCACAAAUCUUACUUCAAUUUUCAUUCCAAAAAAUGUAACAGAUAUCGGUUCUUCGGUAUUUUUAUGCUGUCAAAAUUUAGAAAAUAUAACAGUUGAUCAAGAAAAUGCAAAUUUUACAAGUGAUACUAAAUCUCUUUAUACAAGAACAGAUAAUUCAACAUUAAUUAAAGUUGUUGAAGCAUAUUCCGGCGCAUAUACUGUUGCGAGUUAUGUUACAACUAUUUCAGAAGAAUGCUUUUCUUAUUGUACAAAAAUUUUGUCAAUUCAAAUUGAUGAUAAAGUCAAAGAAAUUGGAAAGGAUGCAUUUUCAUAUUGUGAUUCUUUGACAAGUAUUAAAAUGCCAGGAAACAUAGAAAUAAUUCAAUCCGGUACAUUUCAAAAUUGUUCAUCUUUAAGAAGUAUUAAAAUUCCAGAUAGUACAAAAAUUAUUGGUGCAUAUGCAUUUAAAUUUUGUAAAUCAUUAAUAAGUAUAAUAAUUCCGCAAAAUGUAAAUGAUGUUUUAGAUUAUGCAUUUUCUUCUUGUUCAAAUUUGA